Symbiodinium pilosum is the source of this 1470-nucleotide messenger RNA. The record is from the annotation of a GenBank genome assembly. Lineage: Eukaryota; Dinophyceae; Suessiales; Symbiodiniaceae.
AUGGGAAGCCUGGAGUCCUUGGACCACCCCACGGCGCUGGCCGAGCAGUGGAUGGCGCAGUAUGUGCCCUUGCCAGUGGAUGGAGCGGUUAGCAUUGCCUACUCAACUGGUGUUGUUAUCCAUUUUGCUGAAUUUGCAGAGAUGUUGCAAUCCUUGGCAGCCAUGAAUGCCCCACAGCGCAGCAGCAUGCUCUACGGCAUUGCAAGCUGCGACCUCUUAAAGCACUCCUUGGAGGUUUUCAAGCGAUUUGACCAGGGAACUGGGUAUUUGACGUGGCCCGACAGGGUGAUCGAAGCCUUCGUUUCAGAGGUCUUCAUUCAGGAAGGCUUGGUGCCUCCCACUACAGAACAGAUCGCUGCAUUCUUUGACAAGUUCGCUGGGCCACAGCUUAGGCUGAAUGCCAGCGAGUCCCUCUGUCUGGUGGAUGCCAUCUUCCGGGCGCUCUUGCACGCUGGCAGUGAAGGCAACCAACGAUGGCAGAACUCACCUGGCUCCCCGAGACUGGGGCCCUGCCCAACCCAGGUGUGGUUUCCUGCACGCGGAAAGGAUCGAGAUGGCUUCGAGGAGCCUGUCGCCUGCAAUGCCUUUGCAUCUCAAGAACCACCUCCAGGAAGGCAGCAAGAGAGCUUGCCAAAGGAAGAUCUGCUACACUGGGUCGUGGGCCAACAGGAGGAGGUUCCCUUCACACUCGAGGUGCAGUCUGCCCCUGGCUCUGAACCAAGGAAACAAGAGGACAGUCGUGCCCUACGAGCCGCCAGGGAGUGGCUAGCCACGGUGGCCCGCGACCUUCCCGCUUAUGAGGAUGGAACCUCUCCGCAGAGGUUUGUGGAGCUCGCCCUACAGAUCUUCCUGGAGCAGCCGACAUCCUCCCAGGGCUUCCUUUGCUACCGAGGGCCACGGAAGUCCGAAAUGGAGGAGUUCCUCAAUGCCCUCUUUGACCAAGCUGGGGUAUACCCGCCAGAGACCAUGAUCUCCACCAUGGCCGAGCAAAUCGACUUGCAGGGCACCGGAUGCCUAGAUGUGACCAAAUGCCUGCUGCUUUCUGAUGGCUUGAUGCGACUAGCUUCAAGAUCUUCGAGAGAUCCUGGUGGGCGCAACCGCGACCCGGCGCCGCGAGCUCCGCAAAGGUUGGAGCCCGUGUCCGUGUCUGGCAACCUGGAUGACACAUCCUGGCAACCAGGACCAGUUGAUGGUGAAAAUCACCCACAAAUCGGCCGCGAGACGCUCCACCAGGUCGCCUCACGUGCUUUCCUGGCCUGUGAUCAGAGUGGUCAUGGCUAUCUGACAUGGUCAGAGGUCAGAUCCUUCAUCGGCAUGCUCUUCCAUGGUCUAGGUCUCAGCAGCCCCCUGACCGAGAGUGACAUGUACAAAUUAUAUGCUCACUUCGAUGAGGAGCACACUGCAAGACUCGGGAUGCAACAAUGCCUGCGCUUGGCUGAAGCGGCGCUGCCAGAAAGCUGGCUCAAAUGA